Molecule: messenger RNA, 2276 nt
Organism: Micropterus dolomieu (smallmouth bass)
Lineage: Eukaryota; Metazoa; Chordata; Actinopteri; Centrarchiformes; Centrarchidae
Product: CD63 antigen-like
Exons: 9
Coding region: 78-827 (249 amino acids)
Cellular component (GO): membrane
Source: RefSeq, a predicted model, not a curated record
ACACGGCCACAAAUAAUCACACACACCGUUACUGCUUCACUUCUUCAUCUCUGAGAGCCAAUCACUAAAAACUAAAGAUGGGAAAAAUUAACGGGUGCAUCAAAUGCCUCUUUAUCUUCUUCAAUGUGCUGUUUGCAAUCAUCGGAUGUGGGCUGAUCUAUGGGGCGGUGAAGACCACCGCCUACAGCAGUCAGUUUUCGGCCGUUGGGGGCCCGAAUCUGGCUUGGUCUUGGGUGUUUGCCAUCGGCGUCCUCGGCAUCUCCAGCCUGGGAAUCUAUGCGGGCUGCUCGGAGAAUUACCUCGCCCUCAAAAUAUUUGCAGGCUUCAUGGCGGUUGGAAUGAUCAUCAUGCUGAUCUUUGGCAUCGUUGUCGUUGUCAUGAGGAACAAGAUGAAGGACGCCUUUCACAGCACCUCCUCUGAGGCGGUACAGCCCUACAUGGAAGACAACGACCUGAGAGAGAUGCUUGAUGAGAUGCAGCAAUCUAUCCAUUGCUGUGGACUGGUGAGCGCCCAGGACUGGGGCAGUACCAUCCCUCAAUCCUGUGAGUGCAACUCAAGUGGAGGAAAUCAAACACAUGGAGGAUCUGUAUUUACUGGAUGUAAAUCCAGACCUCAGGGAACCACAGGCCCGAGCCAGAUCUAUAAACAGACCUGCGGUGACUUCAUCUUUGUGUGGUUCAACAUCAUCUAUCAGCUAUUCAUGGGCUUCUGUUUCACAUUUGCUGUCACUGCACUGCUGGGCCUGCUGAUUUCCAUCCUGAUGAUCCAUCAGGUCAAACGUCAUGACAGAGCAGGAAGAGCAACCAUUGCCAUGAAGGGAUACUGAAGGGAACCCUCCACCCCUGACCUUUAACUUCUGCACUGUGACAGGAGGACCAAUACAUGAUGUAUUCUUUAUUAUGUAUUUUUUUUAAUGACAUUUCUGCUUUUUUUAGAGAGUCAGGGAAAGGGACGAUGUGGCAUGCUGUAGGAGCAGAUGUGUUGCCUCGCAGCCUUUUUUUCUUUCAGUUUUCUAUUGUAGAAAAUAUAGCAAACAUUUAUUUUUUUUUAUGAAUCAUUAUCUCUCUUUGGGUAUUUGAUGGUAUGCUAAAUAACAUCUUUUCUACAACAUUUCUCUGUUACAUAAAACCACUAAUGAAGCAGUCUUAUGUAAUGAAAUACUGUAGAAAAGAGACAGUUUCUAAGCUCAGCCUUCACAUCUGACUGCAGCUCUGUUAACCCGAGGAGGUCAUAACAAUAAAAGGGAUUUUAAAAAGCAACAUUAUAAUAGUUGGAAACUCUGGACGCACCUGAAAACAGCUUAGUGAAGUUCAUCCACUCAUCUUUGGUGGUGAUAGAUGAUAGGUGCUUGUAGGGCUAUAUGGCGAAGUCGUGUAACUGGCGAAGUAAUUGCUAACACUCUAGACAGCCAGGAACAUGCUAGUGCUAGUCUGUCACCAUCAACAUGCUAGCUAACUGCUUCACUAACAGUUUGUUGAAAAUACACUCCUCUCUUUUAACUGUCUGCAAACCAUCCCUCUUUUGUGGAGCAGUUUAUACUCCAGUGGAGUUUGUUAAAAUUUAAAGUGGAUGGUGUAGCACUGUCAAAAGAGUUAACUAUUGAUCAGCAGCACUUCAAAAUGGUCAUAAAGUUGGCCUUGAUGGAAAAUAAAUGUGGGGAUUUAUUUUGUCCCCAUUAGCAAAUCCGCUGAUCAGAGCCAUUCCACUGUAAUUAACUGAUUUUGCUGCAAAAGUUAGCUUUUUAAUUGCGCUCAAACAUUUAAAAAUAAAAACUAACAUGGUUAUUUUUGGAAGGAAUUACCAACCUAAAGAAUCUGCUCAGGUUAAAAGCAUGUCAGGAGAACAAUUAAGCUGUUUUUAUCUAUCUGUGUUUAUAAAAAUUGUAAGACAUUCAACUUCCAAAGCUGUGUGUGUAUGUAAAGCAAAUCCUGAUGUGCCACUCUCAAAAUCAGUAAAAUAUAGUUUUUUUCCUGUAAAGACCUGUUAAUAUAAGGAAAAUGGAUAUUCCAGCAACACUAGCAGCCCUUAGAACAAAAAUUAGAGCAUUUUCCUUAUGAAAAAAACCCCAUCUCAUCUAUGACAGUACAAUUACUCUUCAGAGUUUCAUUGAGGAUGAAGCCAUGUGAAAAACCAAACAGCUCAGGGUUACAUGUUACGCCACACCACCGUUAAAAAAAGUGACAUAAGUUGAAGACAAAUCCGUGACACGUGACAGGAACUGUUUUAUUGUGAAAUCUGCAGUCAUAUCACUUCAAAAUAAACUCUAGAAACUGAA